Molecule: messenger RNA, 1202 nt
Organism: Antrostomus carolinensis (chuck-will's-widow)
Lineage: Eukaryota; Metazoa; Chordata; Aves; Caprimulgiformes; Caprimulgidae
Gene: MED4
Product: mediator complex subunit 4
Exons: 6
Coding region: 116-691 (191 amino acids)
Biological process (GO): regulation of transcription by RNA polymerase II
Cellular component (GO): core mediator complex; mediator complex
Molecular function (GO): transcription coregulator activity
Source: RefSeq, a predicted model, not a curated record
CAGGGAACUAAUUGAAAUUUUGGCAAUUUCAAGAAACCAGAAGCUUCCCCAACCAGGAGAGGAGAGCCAGAUCCUGGAACUGCUGAUUCAGAGAGAUGGAGAGUUUCAAGAGCUAAUGAAGUUGGCAGUUGAUCAGGGGAAGAUCCAUCAUGAAAUGCAGCUUUUAGAAAAGGUAGUAGAAAAGAGGGAUAAUGAUAUUCAGCAGCUGCAGAAACAACUAAAAGAAGCAGAGCACAUAUUGGCAACAGCUGUUUAUCAAGCAAAGGAAAAACUGAAAUCAAUUGAAAAAGCAAGAAAAGGUGCCAUUUCCUCUGAAGAAAUAAUUAAAUAUGCCCACAGGAUCAGUGCUAGCAAUGCUGUUUGUGCCCCUCUGACAUGGGUACCAGGGGACCCACGUAGGCCAUAUCCCACAGAUCUGGAAAUGAGGAGUGGACUCUUGGGUCAGAUGAACAACCCAUCCACUAAUGGAGUUAAUGGACACUUACCAGGGGAUGCACUUGCAGCGGGCAGGCUGCCAGAUGUGCUCGCUCCUCAGUACCCUUGGCAGUCAAGUGAUAUGUCAAUGAACAUGCUACCUCCUAAUCAUAGUAAUGACUUCAUGUUGGAGCCUCCAGGACACAAUAAAGAGAAUGAAGAUGAUGUAGAAGUUAUGUCAACAGACUCCUCAAGCAGCAGCAGUGACUCAGACUAGGUACCAGAGGGACGGUAUCCCUAGUAGACCUUUCCUGUGGUGAAGGUAGGUUGGAUGCUGUUCAUCACAAACUGCAAUACUUUUGUUAACGCUGGCGGCCCUGUGUAGGGAGAGGAUAAUAGCUGGCUCAGAAAUAGGAUGACAUUUAAGACCAUGGACUUCAGAAUUAUAUUUUUUUUUUUCCAUUAGAUGUUCAAGUAAAAUGACUGGGAGCUUUCUGCUGGAGGAGAGAUGUCAAAUUUCCAGUGAUUAUGUAAAUGUGUGAAUGUGUAUGUUUGCAAGAGACCUGUGUGUGUAUAUAUAUAUAUAUAUUUACUAUACAUUAGAUGACAAAAGUUCCUGGGAAAAAAGGUGUAAGGGGAAUCCCCUUGUAUGUUUGUUAGUAAGUUUACUCUUCUGAGGAUAGCCUUUUCUAUGGCACAGAAAUGAGGCAUGAAAUUUGUAAUUUUAAUAUAUUUUUUUGUUACUGCCUAAAUCCAUGUUCUUGAUCAUCCUGUGUGUGCCGAGAACA